CGGAGCUGGAGAAGCGAGAGCAGCGGUACAUGACCGUGUUCAAGCAGAAGAUAUCGACGUUCAGGGAGGCGUGCUACCUGAUAUUCGGGUUCAAGGUGGAUAUGGGCGAGGACCGGGGUACUGGUCUGCCCACGUUUACGCUGAGGAGCAUGUUCGCCUCCAGGGACGACGAGGCCAUGGUGUUCAGGGUCGCACCGCCCAAGGUUGGAGCCACCGGAAACGAGACGGGUGGCACGGUGGAGCUGCUCCCCGCGCCCUACACGAGCACCGACGAGAUGCGACGGAUGAUCGACAUGUACGUGACGCGGUGGAGUUCCGUGCCGGGUUUCGUCGCCAACCUCACCAUGGAGCUGUUCAACAAGCAGACGGCGGCGUGAUGAGUCCGCCUUACCCGGGUGAGUGCGAAGCGCGGUUGACGAGAGGAACUCGAAAACCCGUCAGACUGACAGCUUGCUUGCUGUGAUAACGAAUAAAGUAAACCUC
Messenger RNA from Micromonas commoda, 483 nucleotides. RefSeq lists its product with no specific name. The transcript has a single exon. Gene Ontology annotation, biological process: mitotic spindle assembly checkpoint signaling; attachment of mitotic spindle microtubules to kinetochore. Lineage: Eukaryota; Viridiplantae; Chlorophyta; Mamiellophyceae; Mamiellales; Mamiellaceae. Bases 30 to 377 code for a protein of 115 amino acids. The record is from RefSeq and is a predicted model, not a curated record. Gene Ontology annotation, cellular component: kinetochore; nuclear envelope; mitotic spindle.